AUGGCCCCAUGCAUAGCAUGCGGCUCAUCGCUGUCCGCAGCUAUGAAGGGCGGUGUCGGAAGCGGCCUCAAGAGCGGUAUUUCUUUUGGAGGUCGCCGUCGGCGACGCGACCUACUUAACAAUGGCAUCAUCCGCAGAAAAAGAGGAUUUCAUGGCACUUCUGUCGAGGAUUCAACCCCGAUUGGACCUCACAACUCCUCCCCGGACCGGCUCAGCUCAAAUAAUGCAGGUGCAGCCAGUCUGUUGAAGAUUCUUCAAAGUAGCCAGGUGGAUGGUGCUGCGGCUGUUACGCCUGUGGCACCACUGGAGUCCAGAUCUGAGAACAAGCUGCUUGAUUUGCUUAAUCGCCCCAAGCCGGAAAAAGUUGAUUCAAAAUUGGAUACCAAUCCUCUCACUCGUGGUGUAAAUUCCUCCAAAGCCCCAUCGGUCAUUCCGGAAGAUUCAAUUCACCCCCAAGAAUCUUCAGGGUCCAUUCAUGUUUCCCUCCAGGGGUCUGUGAAGCUGGAAACGGCUACACCCUCUUUGAAAAAGCAGUCUUUUGAACACAUACAUCCAUCCAGACAAGCAUCUGGCAAUGAUUCGAUAUUUACAUAUGAGAAUCCAUUUGAUCAGCUUGCCGCCUCGCAAAAUGUGUACAAAGCCGCACUGACCAAGGAAGAACCACCGUACAUCGCCCGUCUGCCUGAAGUGUCCCAAAAUUCGACCCAGCCUGAUCACGCCGUAAAGGUAGAGGUAGAGCCUGCUUCUCCCGUUGGGAAGUCGACUGAUAAUGACGAUACAAACUUCACGCACCCAAUUGAUGGGAUAGCGGACGUUAGUGAAGCUCUGGCCCACAACAGCUGGGAAAGUGCCGCAGAUAGUGUGGAAAACACACGCAUUGUACCUGUCCUAGAGUUUCCCCUGAAUCCGUUCAUAUCGAUCACGAUCAAAGCGCAAGCUAAAUAUAUUGCUACUUUCCGUGACGAUGGCAUAAUGGACAUUGCUCGUCUGAAGAAAGACUUCGACCAGCUUGACCGAUCAUUGACCGCCGCAACUCACGAGUACAUAGUUUACGCGCUUGCGAAGCCGGGUGGAAUGAGAAUCAUUCGACAAGACGAUGGAAGUGAUCGACAGGUCUUCCGGUCCACUCGGGACAGAAUUUUUAAUGUUGCCCUCUGUACAUCUCGGAACCACGAUUCACACGCGAUUCUGGGUAUCGGCAUUAGCGGCUCUGUGUAUUGGGCCUUGGUAGACGGAGGGCAGGGUAAGGAUUUGUUUGAGUCCGAUGCUCUCGAGACAGAAAGCCUCGUUUUUCCGCCUUUCCCAGCUUCAGAUGAAAAUACUUCAGGUGGCCAGCUGAAAACGCGGGCCAAACGAAGCAGUUGUCAUCCUGAUAUGAUCGCCAUUAGCCGGGGUAAAAACAUCUACGUUAUCUCCCCUCAGGCUGCCAUGAGUACGGAAUAUGGCGUGACUGCUUCCGAGCGUACAGUAAUGACUGAAAAGUUCUUCAAAGAGCAUGCUCUGAAGAUCUCCACAGGUAAAGCAGGAAAAGAUUUUAUCUUCAGUGCCGAUGACACUGUCAUUGCUUCCCUCGACAAGACUGGUCGACUGCGAUUUUGGGACAUUCAAGGUUUCCAGGAGAACCCAUCUCAAGCCAAUAUAUUCAAAGGGCACGAUAUCAAGAUUUCAUUGAAUACCUUCGUGACUGGUUCCCCUUCAGAAAAGUCAUGGCCUACUUCGGUUCUGUUCUUGGACCGGUUGCGCGCCUACAGUCGAGGAUUUGCUCUUCGAUAUGUCUUGGUCGGCCUCAAGCAGAAUCACACCUUGCAGCUCUGGGAUAUUGGGCUAGGCAAGGUUGUGGAGGAAUUGAAGUUCCCUCACGACAAUGAGUCCGAUGCAAUCUGCAGUGUCUCCUACCAUGCUCCGUCCGGUAUCAUUGUUGUUGGUCACCCGACUCGCAACUCAAUAUAUUUUGUUCACUUGUCUGUGCCUCAAUACAACCUGCCUGCCAUGUCUCAGGCGGAAUACAUUGUUGCUGCUGCAGAGAAAAAGCACAAUGUGCCCACGCCUGACGCUACUGCGUGCUUGAGCGGCCUUCGGGAGAUUUCGUUCGGCUCCAAGGGCGAACUGCGCAGCGUGGAGCUCCUCCCGCUCACGAAGUCGACAGCUGACAAGCGAAGCACCAAAGAUGCUGGCUUGUUCGAGCUAUACGUGAUGCAUUCGCAUGGCGUCACUUGCCUGAACAUCAAGAAGGAGGACCUGGGGUGGAAUUCUGAUAACCAGGUCAUUCGUUCUAUUGAUGCAGUCAGUGAAGGCAUCGCUGAAACCGACGAUAUCUUUUCGUUUCCAAGCGAUAGCGAACCCUCUAAAGGCGACCCUUUUAUCAAGGGUGAUGUGUCAGUUCCUAGAGUUGGGUCAUCAUCGCAUCAACAAUUGUGUGCGAAAAUUCUCAAGAAGCAUGUUGCGGAGGAAGUCGUGGAGAAACCCACGCACGUCGAUACCAUUGCAGCCUACCUGAAGAUUCCUCUUGGAAGCAAGAUUUCCCGUGAUCAGGCAGUCGAGGCCAUGGAGCACUCUCUGAAGCAUACUGUUCUGAAAGGCGAGGAAAAGGAACGUCUCCGUCUCGCUUUCGAAGAUUUGAUUGCCGUUACGACAGCUUAUUCUCAAGGCUAUGGCGUUGAGGUUGAAGGCAACGAUGUCCGUUUGCACGUAGAAAAUACUCUUGCCAAAGGUAUAUACGAGACCAUGGUUCACUAUCUGAUUCAAGUCGAAGAAAAUGGUUGGCCUCAGCCAAUUGACACCUUUGGCUCUGUCGCCAAAGAUAUUUGUGGAAAGAUUCAUCCUCAAGACAAAAUCAGAUGCGGCGAUCAGUCCUUCCGGGAUCCACUCCCGGAUUUCUAUUACCGGGGAAUUGUUGCAGCCUCGCGCUCUAUGAUUGAUUAUGCGGACUUAUUGCAAAAACAAGAACGUGUCGUCCCCCGGUACUCCUCGAGACAAUAUUUCCGCUUCCCCGCAAGAGAUUUUGCUCACAGAUUCACUAUGGAUAACAAAAAGGAGCUAGAACGUGGCCUGGUUGCGGUGUCACUAAUAGAAUUUGAACUCCGCUCUAACGCCACUGUGGAUUCUACCAGCGAUGUUGCCCACGAAGCUCCCCCAAUUGUUACUGCCGAACCUCCCCUCGAGUGUGCUAAUGAUGUUACUAGCGAUGCUAGUUCCGAUACAGCCAAUGGAGCAGCCACUUUUGGUAUUCCCAAUAGCACCUAUGUUGCCACGGAGACCUAUCUAGAGGAUCCCAACGGAGCGAACCGCAAUAUCAGCGCCGAGCCUCCCUUACAGCAUGCUACCGAUUCUGCUCGCGAGACCCUUCCCGCUGAUCUCAUGGACAUAAUUACUGGUCAGACUAGCCAGCAGGUUGUCCACGAUGUCGGAAGUCUUCUUGAGAAACGAUUCGAUAAUCUGCAUGAACGCUGGGCAGAGGAGCGUCGCGUUCAAGAUGAUGCCUCGAUCCACAAGCAGAAAGAGAUAAUUCAUCUUGUUUCCAGCACACUCUCCGACAGUGUGAUCGGUAAUAUUCGGGGCAUUCUGUCCGACGUCGUCGCAGAGCAGGUUGUUCCCGCUCUUGGAGAUCGUUUGUUUGCAACCUUCCCAGAUGAACUCCACAAUGUCUUCAAAGAUCCCACUGUCGUCAGCUCAAUUGUAGGUUUGACUGUUGAGCAAUUGAGCAGUCGCUUGAGCCCAUACAUCAAUGAGGCUUUUAAGGCCUCAAUCACUCCUAUACUCGAUAAAGCAGCUCAGGACUUCAAGGUGGCCAAUCAGAAUACUGAGUCCAAACUCGUAGAGCACCUUCAGCUCUACGAGAAACAGCGUCGCGCAGAUCAAGCCAAACUUGAGGAAAUCUUGCUUACCGUGCGGGGUCUUUCGACAACUAUGGCUGCACAGUCCCAGCAAAGUUCUCAACAAGUCACUCAGACUCGCACCAACAGCAGCGUGUCUGUUUCGAUGGGACAGCAGGCUGGCACACCUUCCCGUACUCCCCAGUAUGAUUCACUCGCUUGUGCUCCAGCUCAGGCAACUCCAGCUCUUACUCAGGACGAAACAGCUCACCUUCAUGCUGCAUCUUCUCCUGCCCUGAGUGCAGAAGAUUCUGAGAUGAAUACGAUGUAUCAUCUGGUUAAGAGUGGUCGACGCGAGGAGGCUCUUUUAAUGUAUGUUUCCGUUAUUCCUUUUAACAUUCUAUUUCCUGUUACUAAUACUUCACAGGAUGCCAACAUGCGCGAGAUGUCUGACAAGCUCCUUGGAGACCUGGAAUCUCGCAUUAAGAACCUUUACAUGGCUUUGAUUAGCGCCAACCCACAAGACCCCGUCGUCCGGUUGCUUGCGCCUAUUCGCCGUCGUCUCCAGUUUCUGAGCAGAGUUUAA
Messenger RNA from Penicillium taxi, 4398 nucleotides. RefSeq lists its product as uncharacterized. Gene Ontology annotation, molecular function: protein binding. Gene Ontology annotation, cellular component: P-body. Lineage: Eukaryota; Fungi; Ascomycota; Eurotiomycetes; Eurotiales; Aspergillaceae. The transcript has 4 exons. The record is from RefSeq and is a predicted model, not a curated record. Gene Ontology annotation, biological process: deadenylation-independent decapping of nuclear-transcribed mRNA. Bases 1 to 4398 code for a protein of 1465 amino acids.